AUGGACCACCAGCUGCAGAACCUCAAGCUCGUCGCGAUCUCCGGACUUGUGGCGGAGAAGCACUCGCUUGGGAUCAUCAGGUAUAUCUUCGGAGCCCGGGAAAUGGGCAGACGCAUUCGGUCACUAGCCAUUCGCUACAAUAACGACGAUCGGAGCACACCGAACGCUUUCCGUGAUGCCGUCGCAGCGAGUUAUCUUGAUCAUGACCGCCUUGCACCUUCAAUACUUCACAUUCCCAACGCCAUUUCGUAUGUCGCCCGUGUAGGUCACCCGAGCAGCGCGCACGUCUAUCAGUCGGACACGGAUCGUCAGUGGUUCGUCCCUGACGUUGCCUCGCCGGAUCUGCAUCGCUUCGUACGGCUAGAGCCACCCGUCGCCUACGCUCAACGCUCUACCAGUCGUGCUGACUACGUCCGUGACAUCAUCGACCCACUCCCCUUUUGGGCCAUCCCUUCCACUGGAACCAUGGGAACUGUCGGUGUUCCUGUCAAGACGCGGACCACUGAGGUGCUGAUGUAUGGGAAAAAGUCCUUCCUGACUGCUGAUGGGAAGGCGAGGUCAACGGUCAAUGUCCAGUUCAAGUGGCCCGGCUACUCCCGCGAAUUCAAAGCGCAAAUCCGGAUCAAGAGCGAUGCCAAGGAUUGUGGCAGUGGCACUUAUCAACGAUUGGUCAACUUGGUAAAAGGAUCCGUUCGCAACUUUAUAGACGCGUACGCCCAAGAACCAUGCCAAAAUGCACACUGGGCAGUUGGCCCAGGGCGCAUCACUGCAGACGAUCUUGUUCUCGUGGCAGUGGUCGUGGUGUCGCAAGGUGCCGUGAUGCCCAUCUUGAAGGUCACCCGCGAUAACUUCGUACCACCCAACCCGAUUCAAGGCCAGGAGGUUGCCGCUGCAACGGUACAGGGCUUUGGCUCGUAUGGCACAUUUGGCGGAACCUUCCUCGCCAGUUUCGGGUGUGCCAAUCCCGAAUGGAUGAACGUGGAAUAUUAA
Peniophora sp. CBMAI 1063 is the source of this 990-nucleotide messenger RNA. The record is from the annotation of a GenBank genome assembly. NCBI's taxonomy places the organism in Eukaryota, Fungi, Basidiomycota, Agaricomycetes, Russulales, Peniophoraceae.